Aphanomyces astaci is the source of this 1538-nucleotide messenger RNA. RefSeq lists its product as hypothetical. Lineage: Eukaryota; Oomycota; Saprolegniomycetes; Saprolegniales; Verrucalvaceae. The transcript has 2 exons. The record is from RefSeq and is a predicted model, not a curated record. Bases 27 to 1478 code for a protein of 483 amino acids.
GCGCGACGAAAGAACGGUGACUCACCAUGCUAAUCAGCUUUGUCGAGGUCGAUGGUCAUCUGUUCUACUGCCCCCUGGCAGAGUUUAGCUCCACGUACGACACUCCACGCUUAGAGGGUCGUCUGGUCGUGGCAGACCCGAUCACGGCCGAAACUCCACUGAAGAAUACCAAGGACGUAGCUGGGAAGAUUGUGCUCGUGCAGCGAGGAGGAUGCGACUUCCUGAGCAAGACCAUUCAGGUCCAAAAGGCUGGAGCGGUGGCGAUCAUCGUAGCAAACACAGACGAGGAGAACCCUCAGCUAGCGUUCGUCAUGGACGCUGGUCUCACGCGAUCUGGCAUGAACGCCAAGAUCCCGGCGUUGAUGGCUCCUUUCGCCACGGCCCAGCACCUCUUGGACUUGGUCGGGGAAACUAGCGGCAUGAAAUUGAACGUGUCGAUCGUUCUUCUGGAUGCUACGGAGGCGUCCGCCGUCUUAGACGCACAGGAGCGCGGGCGACAGCAGCGUGCGAAGGAGGCUGAUGCGCUGCGGAUGCAACAAGAGCGUGAGAAGAAGCAACGGGAAGCCACCAUGUUGCUACGCAGUCGUCUCGUCAAGGACAACCAGGUCGCGAAGGCCUUGGUUGACCAGAUCAUCCCCCCUGUCACGGUACAACUCGCACCCUCCACAACAUCUACGUUGGCCGAGAGUGACGACAUCAGCAUGUUCGCACCAGUGCUCGUCCCUGCUGCGCCGCCAGUAGCUCCAUCUACAGCUCCGUCUGCUGGCGCCAUGACCGCCGAGCCUGUGAAGAUCUCGUCAACGUCGUCGUCCAAGCUGGAUGGUGUUAUUCAAUCCAAUACAACUGGACUUCUGGUGCUAGAUGUGCAGUACUACUGCGCGAUGCCACAUGUGGGCAAACACUCCAACAUGGAUCGAGCUACCAGCAGCAAAGAAUACUAUUUUGACCGGAUCAAAUCCACGAUGGUUCCCAACAUCCAGUCCAUCUUGCACAUCCUGCGACAACGGUCCAUGGAGGUUGUGUACGCCACGAUCGAAAGCAUGACCAAGAACGGCCGCGACCGAAGCAAGGCGCACAAGAUGGCUGGAAUUCACGUGUCCAAGCACAGCUUUGACGCCAAGGUGCUCGAGAGCGUCGCACCCACCGACUACGAUAUUGUUAUUCCACGUACAGCCAUCAGUCUUCUAGGCACAACCAACGCCGACUACAUCCUGAGAAACCUCGGCCUUGCCUGUCUUGUACUCGUGGGGGUGUCCACCCUCGGCACGUUGGAGGCGACAGUGCGUGACGCCUUAGACCGAGGUUACACGGCGCUGGUCGUGGAAGAUGCGGUGGCGUUUGACACUCCUGAGGAACAUGCAGCGGUCAUGAAGAGCGCAGCGAAAAUGGGUGCUCACGUCUUGCAGACCCGCGACUUUCUCGUUGAAGUCCAAGCGACGUGCCCACCGCGGCUCGCAGUGGACGCCGUUUCUAUGUAACCGUGUGGAAUAAUGUAACCGUCACUGGAUGACCCAUUUAGUGCCCAUUUUUAACCGGAG